AAACAAAUUCAAAUAUAUUUGAAAUUUUCAUUUCAAUAAUAGUAAAUUUUAAUGACCUACGCCUAUGCGUUUACAAAAAUCGAUUUAGGGCUAGACAGUGACAUCUGUGAGUGUAUUACUGAAAACUAAAGUCAGUUUGAGGGAUGGAAGAUUACAGAUACCUACCAUGAGUCCUAAGAAAAAUAAGAGUUUUUUUCUAUUGUUUGCUUAUUAUAAUUAUGCAAGGAGUGUUUUCAGAACUAAAUUAAAAAUAAUCAUUUCUACCAACUAUCGCUAGGGAAAUGUGAAUGUAGGAUUUAAUGAAACCGUUCAGAAAUAUCUUAACUCUGACAUCUGUUGAUAGUAUUUAGCAACAGUAAAAUAAAACGAUUUUAACGCCUCUCAAGGUAAUUUCUUGAUCUAUAUUUUAUUCAUGCUUUCUUUUUUUGGCAUUUGACAUUGUUGUCAAUAAAUGUCCUUGCAUAUUGUAAUCGUAAGUUCAUUUUAUAACUUUACCACGGAUAUUUUUUUAAAUAAAUUAAGUACACUCCAAAAAUUAUUGGAGACUGCGGAAUAAGUAUCGUAUAGGAUUUUGGUCAUGACUGAUGGACCACCGCAAAUCCCUAAAAUCAAAAUCGAGUAAAGUCAAACGAGUCGACUCCAAAGAAAUAUCUUCCAACGUAGAACUGAGAACGAGGUACGACCGUCUUCUGAAAGAAAAUUCUCAGUUGGAUAGAGAAAUAGAGGAACUGCAGAAGAGAGGAGUCAGUACCAAUCUUCAGCCUCAGAUGAAAGCUCUUCACGAGUACAAUGAAAUGAAGGAUCUGACUCAGUUGGUGCUUGGGUAUUUGGCUGACGCAGAGCAUGUUACCAUCAGAGAGUUGCACAAGAGGUUUGGAUUGCCAAUGGAAUAAGGAUUUUUCAUCUGUUGAACUGCUCCGCCAUUAAUCUGCUACUCACAAUGUCAGACUCAUCAGAAGACACCGUCAUAUCCGACGUGGAUAACAUUUGCAGGGAUUUCGCAAGAGGAGUGUGCGAACGAAAAUUCUGCAAAUAUAAACAUGAACACGAAGCUAAACCUCUCUCUUUCUGUCACGAUUUCCAAAACUACAUCUGCCAAAGAGGAUAUUGCAAGUUCAUCCACUGCUCUGCUGGAGAAGAAGAAGAGUACAAACUAACAGGUAAAAUGUCUCAUCAGAUCCUCGUGGAGGCAACGAGGAAGAACCAACUACCUGGCAGGCUCCCGAUAUGCUUCAAAUUCCAAAAGGGCCAGUGUCGUGGAGUCGGUUGUCAAUUCAUUCACAUGUCCAAAGAGCAAGAAGCAGCAGAAAUCUGCAACAUUGUCCAGAAGCACCCUCACAGUCCCACCACUGUUCUCCUGAAUAAUAAUAUUGAAGAAACUCAGUUGAUCCCGAUAGAGAAUUUGAAUGGUUGCACAAGAAGGCCGGGUGUAAGCUUCGACGAAUACGCAGGCGAAGGUCUUCCAUUUGUUAAAAGACGGCUGUUGACCACGGCAGAGCAGGAAUUCGUACCGUGCGAGGUUUUGGAGACGAACGGAGUCGCAAGGUCUGUUUUUAAGGGCUACUUUGCUGGAAAUCCGCCCUCGCCGAUGUUAAGCAGAGUAGAUGCCAGGACAAUCAUGUUGGAAGAAGAAAAUGGAUUGUUACACAAGGAAAUAGCAAGGCUCAAAAAGCAGGUGUCUGACCUGACGGCCACCAACGAAUUCCUGUUGGACCAGAACGCGAAUCUGCGCGUGUCAGGCAAACGCAACGGCACCGUCAACGUGCCGGCCGUCACCAUCACGAACACCAAUUCGCAGCAGCAGGCCCAGCAGAUGAACAGGACCGUUAUAGCCAGCGUCGCAACAGUGCCAGUCUCUCUUGCGACUGUGUCCACCUGCAAUCCGGUCUCUGGGAACCAUUCGGUCUCCAUAGCCGGCUGCCCAGCCGUCAGCAUCGCUUCCCCGGGACAGCUCUUGACGAACAGUCAGCAGAUACUGGUAACGACGAACCCAACUACCCAACUAGCCAUAGCGAACAGCUCCCAAGCUCAGCUCGCCAUCGCCCAGCAAAACCUCGCCAACAACCUGGCUCAGCAGGCUGCGCAGCCGCAGCUGACCUCGCAGGCUCAGCAGCUCGCACUGGCCACUACCACGCAGCAGCUGACGUCCCAGGCGCAGCACAUGGCGAAUCAGCAACUGGCACUCGCCGCAACCCAGCCCCAGCAGCUCGCGUCGCAGACUCAGCAGAUGGCUCUCGCCAGCAAUCAGCAGGCGCAGCAACUCGCGCUCGCCAAUACCAAUCAGCAACUGACGUCGCAGGCGCAGCACCAGGCACAACAGCUCGCCUUGGCCACGACUAAUCAGCAACUCACCUCACAGGCACAGCAGCUGGCCCUGGCAAGCACGAACCAACAGCUCACUUCGCAAGCACAGCAGCUCGCACUAGCUAGUACGAAUCAGCAACUAACCUCUCAGGCGCAGCAACUAGCGAUAGCGACCACCACUCGUCAACUGGCAGCCGUCACGAGCGUUCCGCAGCAACUCGCGUUGGCCAGCACGAACCAGCAACUGAUUGCGCAGCAAAAUCUUGCCUCGGAGCUGCACCGCAACAACCACCAGAUGAACGCCAUCGCAACAUCGCAAGCCAUCGCGAUGUCGAACGCCUCACAGCCGAUGGUCUCCUAUCCGAUCAUGACGCAGAGCAUCAAUCAUGCGUUGACGCAUUAGUUGGCGGCGUCGUUUCCCUAGUGACGCGCGAACGGGUUCAGUUUCACAGGUUUCUCUGACGAGAUCUAGGUGCGGAUGCAGUGAGAACUCUGUGAGAGUCUUGUCGUAGAGAUUGAGUAGUUUGAAAGUGAGCUUCACUGAAAAUCGACUACAUUCCGGGUUAUACUCGCCGCCGAAUAUUGAAUUACUGAGAAACAAUACUCAGGUUAGGCAGAUACUCUAAAUUGUGGUAGAAAUCUGAACGCUAGCCAAGGAUUGCUUUGUCUGAUGGAACAGCGAUCCAAACUUUUAAGAAUUUCUUUGAUUUUGAAAAUUGAAGUCAGCUUUUGGCACGUGAUGUAUACCAAAAAGUUUCGUAUCAACUCAUGAUUCGCAAUUUGGGUUUGUCGAAAUGUUUUUCUCUCCUACGAAAACAUCCACUUCAGCAGAAAUUUCAAGCACUGAUUACUCUCCCAUGCAAGAGAAAUUAGUGAUAACGAGAAAUGUCACCUUAACCAAUUGUGUUUUUUCGUUUUUUAACUCUCUGAAGUGUAUGACAAGACUAAUUUUCUAUUACAAAGUUAGAAUUCAUAUUUUGUUCUCAAAAUCAGCCAGUUACAAUUUGAGUUUCAUAAAUUCCUGACAUUUUAAUACAUCAUUUGCAAAUGAACUCAUUUCAAUAAGAACAUUAGAUUUUUGGUCUUGAGAAAAGUAAACUAAUAAUGAAAAAAUGAUUAUUUCAUUUAGGUUGAUGAGUAGAAUUUGGAAUAUCUGACACGUAAUGAAUCUAUCAACAUUUUCCCUAACCAGAACAAAAAUGUUUAUCUUUUGACACGCGUUUAGUCAGUAUCAUCUCUUAAUGAUGCUAACUUGGUUGUUGAAACGCGGGUCAAGAGACAACUUUUUUGGUUAUUGUGAGGAGAAAUUUGUUUUUGAUAGAUUUCAUUUGAGAUUUUUGACACUCGGUCCAAUCAUUAAUAAUAACGAUUUAUUUUCCCAAGAAACAUACAUGUCUACAGUAGAGAAAAAACUAUUCGAAACUAUAACAUAUGAACGGGUAAAAUACAACAAUAUCGUAUAAUUUUGCCAAAUAGCAAUGCUUGUCACACAAAUUUGAAUUCAAGUUCUAUUUACCCUCUACUGCAAAGUUGAUCCUGUACCAGGGGUUGAAAAAUAUGUGAUU
Messenger RNA from Leptinotarsa decemlineata (Colorado potato beetle), 3869 nucleotides. RefSeq lists its product as uncharacterized. The record is from RefSeq and is a predicted model, not a curated record. Gene Ontology annotation, biological process: regulation of RNA splicing. Gene Ontology annotation, molecular function: RNA binding; metal ion binding. Lineage: Eukaryota; Metazoa; Arthropoda; Insecta; Coleoptera; Chrysomelidae.